This is a messenger RNA of Fulvia fulva, 960 nucleotides long. RefSeq lists its product as uncharacterized. Lineage: Eukaryota; Fungi; Ascomycota; Dothideomycetes; Mycosphaerellales; Mycosphaerellaceae. The record is from RefSeq and is a predicted model, not a curated record. The transcript has 2 exons. Bases 1 to 960 code for a protein of 319 amino acids.
AUGCAACGCGCUGAGUCUGGUGGUGCUUCCACUACUGCGUCCCAGCAGCCUGCCUACAUCCAACUACCACCACUACCCACCGAUCUCAAGAUCCCCGAGCCCACCAAGCACAAGGGUGAAUCCGCACAUCGCUGGAAAAAUCUUUCGAACUUCGAGCACAUCGACAGCGUCCAACUGCUCUCCGGUGCACUCCACCCCAAUGGUCUCUGUGGCACUUUGAUGUUGGACCGACUCGUCAAGCAGUUCACCCACAGUCAGCUCGAGGACAGAAUUAACGAGCUGUACGCACUUGUGGAUGGCGAGAAGAAGAAGAAGCCCCUUUCGAGCUCAGCAAUAACCAAGCGCUGGACUGUGCUACUUAAGGAGAGGUAUCCUGACCAGACCGAGUACAACAACAAGAAGCAGGAGAUCAAAGACUUUCGAAAGACCAUCCGCGUGGCGCCGCGCUUUUCUGUUACGACACCCUCUCCAGCUACUACUCCAAGCUCCAUUACCUCUGCUCCAGCCACUCCAGGCGAGAGCCCUGCCACUUGCGAAGACCAUAUCAUGGAGGAUCAGGAAGAUGAGAGCAUCGACAUCGUGUCAGAGUCCGGCGGCCAGAUCACGGCGGUUAAGGAGGGAAAUGAGCCGGACAGUCCAGCCCAAGCUCAACAGAUCGAUGUCAUCCAGGCUGACAACAACGUCAAAAUCGUUCGCGCCGCCAGUACCAACAACGCCACCCUCACCACCAACACCACCACCAACACCAUCAACGCCACCAAUACCGCCAACUCACUACCACAGGGACAACCUUCAAUCAGCAUCGCUGCCAAUCUGUCGGCCGCCAGGAAAGCCAGAAUCAUUUUCCUUGAGGGCAGGAUCGCGAGAAAGUCUGCUAGGAUAGCAACAGACAUUGCCAGUAUCUCAAGCGAUAAUGCAGAGGCGGCCGAACUGAGGCAGCUGGAGAGGAAGAGCUCAUGA